This is a messenger RNA of Schistosoma turkestanicum, 336 nucleotides long. Lineage: Eukaryota; Metazoa; Platyhelminthes; Trematoda; Strigeidida; Schistosomatidae. The record is from the annotation of a GenBank genome assembly.
AUUAUAAAGCCAGGUGAGAAAGAAUUAUUCAAGAAUGGAUUAAUUAUCACUUCUGUACGUUUAUUAAUUCAUCGAAAUACUACUAAAUUAUUGAUCAACAAUAAUCACAACAAACAAAACAAUUUAAGAAAUUCAAUUAAAACUACGAGAGUAUUAAGUCUACGAUUGACAACUGUACCUAUUGAAAUAUUCAAUAAAAUGAAUUGUAUCAAUGCUACAUGGAUUGAAUCAUGGCCACCUAAUAAUACAAAUCAACUUUGUCCUAACAUACCUUUAUUAUUAACAAAUUAUGAUGAAUUAACAAAAAUUUAUAUUUUAAUUGAUUAUAAUUUGUAA